Messenger RNA from Miscanthus lutarioriparius, 1212 nucleotides. The record is from the annotation of a GenBank genome assembly. NCBI's taxonomy places the organism in Eukaryota, Viridiplantae, Streptophyta, Magnoliopsida, Poales, Poaceae.
AUGGCGGUCGUCAAAGAUGCCGGCGGCGAGUCGCUGAUGCAGCGGUGCAAGCCGUACGUGGCGAUGAUCUCGCUGCAGUUCGGGUACGCCGGCAUGAACGUCAUCACCAAGGUGUCGCUCAACCACGGCAUGAGCCACUACGUGCUCGUCGUCUACCGCCACGCCUUCGCCACGCUCUCCAUCGCGCCCUUCGCGCUCGUGCUCGAGCGCAAGGUCCGCCCCAGGAUCACGCCCUGGGUCUUCCUCCAGAUCUUCGUCCUCGCGCUGCUCGGGCCGGUGAUCGACCAGAACUUCUACUACGCUGGGCUCAAGUUCACCUCGCCGACCUUCUCCUGCGCCAUGAGCAACAUGCUCCCCGCCAUGACCUUCAUCUUGGCCGUUCUCUUCAGGAUGGAGAAGGUGAACCUGAAGAAGGCGAGGUGCGUGGCCAAGGUGGUGGGCACGCUCGUGACAGUGGCCGGCGCCAUGCUCAUGACGCUCUACAAGGGCCGCGUCGUCGAGAUGGUCUGGACCAAGCACAUGCACCUGCACGGCCCGCACCCGGCCGCCGCCGCCGACAAGGACUGGCUCACGGGCUCCAUUUUCCUCAUCAUCGCCACCCUUGCCUGGGCGUCCCUCUUCAUCCUCCAGGCCGCCACGCUCAAGAGGUACGACGCGCCGCUGUCGCUGACCACCCUCAUCUGCUUCGUGGGCACCCUGCAGGCCAUCGUCGUCACCUUCGUCAUGGAGCGCCAGACCUCUGUCUGGAGGGUCGGCUUCGACAUGAACCUCCUAGCCGCCGCAUACGCUGGCAUAGUGACGUCUAGCAUUGCCUACUACGUGCAAGGACUGGUGAUCCAGAGCCGGGGCCCCGUCUUCGCCUCGGCCUUCAGCCCCCUCAUGAUGAUCAUCGUCGCCAUCAUGGGCUCCUUCAUCCUCGCCGAGAACAUCUACCUCGGCGGGAUCGUCGGGUCCGUGCUGAUUGUCGCCGGCCUCUACUCGGUGCUGUGGGGUAAGCACAAAGAGAACCUGGAGAAGGAGGCACAGGCGGCCAUGGAGAUCCCCGUGGCGAUCAAGGCCGUCGACGGCAACGGCAGGAUCAUGGACAUCGUGGAGCUGGACGAGGUGCAGCUGGAGAAGGCCCAGGCCAACACCAACGCCAACGCCAACGCGGUGGUCGCCGUCACGGUCCCCGCAGAGGAGGCCCGGAUGCAGGGCAAGGACCAGGCUUAA